UUGCUCACGUCUCUGGCUUCAUUGACAACCAGGUCGCCAUGACAACGACUACCAACCGCACGUGUGACUUACAAUAUUGCAAGUCGAAUGCAACACGACGGAUCGUGUAACAGCACCAGCUGGCGCGGGAAGGUCUACAUGAGGAUGUUUAUCAGUUGUGGGCUGGUGUCUAUCCUGUUGACAUGUACUUGUGGUCAGUUAGAAUGGCAACAGAUUGCCAGCCCCAGUCUGACUCCGGAACCUCGUAGAGAUGCUGGUCUGGGCUAUGACGCCACCAGAAAUCAACUGGUCCUGUUUGGAGGCAGACCAUGGUCUGACAACGAUACGUGGAUAUUUGACAUAAGUGCAGGGACAUGGAGAUCUGUAAAUACAGCAGUUCAGCCAGCGUCUCGGUUCAGCUUUGUGAGUGGACUACAGGGCGACUAUUUCUACAUCGCUAUGGGAGAGGGCCUCAACCGACAGUUUUACAAUGAUAUAUGGCACUUCAGUCUGGUAACAGAGACUUGGGAGGAAUUGCCAGCUCAGAAGAGACCAUCUCACCUCAGUGCGAGUCAGUGGGAUGAGAGCAUGGGCCCCAGACCAGAGGCGCGGUACGGUGCUGCAGGGGGCAUCCAUUCUCUUGGCUCGAGUCUGUUUGUUAACCAGGGAUUCUCAACUCGGCGAUACUUUGAUACUUAUUCCUACAAUGUCUUAAAUCAAAGCUGGUCUGCAGAAUAUUGUUCAGACUCUACCUGUAACCCGUACAACCCCAGCUAUCCCCAUGCCAGGUGUCUACAUGCCGGGGCCAUGGUUUCACCUCAUGAGUUUGUCAUGUUUGGAGGGUGUAUGAGCGGAGGGUUAACAGGGGGCCCUUGUCCCUCUGGAGACACCUGGAUCUACAACAGUCAGACCGACAGUUGGACACAGAUAGAUGGCUGCCCCUCCCCAAGAGUAUAUUCAACGAUGGCCAUGGUUCCUAGCUCCGGUGGAAAACGCAGGUUGGUGCUCUAUGGAGGGAAGGAGGAGCUCCGUCAAGUCCUCUCAACCACAGUUUCUGAGGCUGAUGAAGUGUCAGUUUUAGACCCAGAUGGUCUAGUAUGGUAUCGACAAAAAGCCAAGUAUUCAACUUCUCCUCCUGGAAAGCGUUUGUCUGCGUCCAUGGCGACAGCUACUUCAGGUGUUUACAUGUUUGGAGGUGCAAUACUAGAAUCAGGGGAUGUCGCCAAUGACCUCUGGCUGCUAAGCGGCACUGCUAUGGAUACUGAAUCAGCUGUUAUGCUUUCCUGUACCAAGCACUUUGCUAAUUGGAUCCUUCUUCAUGGUAUCUUCAUGACGUUUGCCUGGGGUGGUUUCCUUACUUGGGGAGCCUUGAUUGCUCGAUAUUUCAAUGGCAAAGGCAAACUUUGGUUUAUUUUCCACGUGUCAUUUCAGGUGAUAGGUCUUAUCCUGGCUAUAGUGGGUACCGUGUUUGCUGUCCUUUCUGUCCAGUCUAAACACUUCAUGUUUGCCCAUGGAGCCAUAGGUCUGGUGGUAAUGAUACUUGGCCUUCUCCAGCCGUUCAAUGCGUGUUUUCGAGGCAAAAGACCCGAAAUAGGAGAAAAGAGAACUUUGCGGCGUAAGAUUUGGGAACUUAUUCAUCAUUUUAGUGGUCGUAUUGCUGUUGUGUUGGCCCUCGUGAACAUUAGUCUGGGCGUAUUUUUCGCUGUAGUAAGGACCCCUGUCUGGGCUCUCUGGUAUGCCUACUUUGCUUUGAUACUCAUACUGAUUGUGAUUGCUGAGAUUGUCCGUGGGUUCACCAAGGAGGGACGCAUUCACGCUCAAGUGCCCCCUACAAACCAAACAUCUCACGGGGAGAAUUAUCAAGUUCCUGCAGAGCCAAAUGGUACGACAAAUUAUACAAAUCCAGAAUUCAAUUCUGACCUCCCUAAAAAAACAUAAUUUGUUAUUGUGUGGUAUCAGUCAAAUUUCAGAAAUGGAUGUGUGCAUAAUACGUACAAUUUGUACAUGUAUAGACAAUAUGUUCAGUGUGUGUAACGAUGGGGGAGGUACAGGGGGGAGGUAUAAAGCUUGAUGGAUUGUGAAGAUGUUAAAGUUGAUCUUAUCUAUCAUUAUAGUCAUUGCACAAUUGUACUAGAUUUAUCACUUCAUAAUAUUCAGAUUAGGUUAUUUUGUAUUAUAGUGAAUCCUGUUUAUUACAAAUGCUCAGAGGACCUAAAAAAAUGGCUGUCCACAAUAAAUCGUGUUUAUCACAAACACUCCACGGACCCGAUAUCCUCGAUACUCCAGCAGUUACAUUCACUUUCCAUCUCUGGAAUAAGUCAUAACAAAAUCAAAGGCGAAGCCAGCACCACCUUGUGGAUAAAACAAAGAGACUAUACGACUUUGACUGUUAGAUGAUAUCAAAUGAAUCUCCAGGUCACCGUUAAAUUGACUGGGUUUGAACGCAGUUCUUAACUCCUUUAUAAUUUUCAAAAGAUAAUACAUCAGAUUACUGAUGGGUCCAGCUGUUGUUCAUGCCACCAAUCAAAAAGCUAGCUCUUAGUUAUUUAUGUCUUUAAUUUUGGCAUGACAUACUCCAGAGGUGCUUUGGUUUGUUUUUGUUUAACGUCCUAUUAACAGCCAGGGUCAUUUAAGGACGUGCCAGGUUUUGGAGGUGGAGGAAAGCUGGAGUACCCGGAGAAAAACCACCGGCCUAUGGUCAGUACCUGGCAACUGCCCCACGUAGGUAUCAAACUCGCAACCCAGAGGUGGAGGGCUAGUGUUAAAGUGUCGGGACACCUUAACCACUCGGCCACUGCGGCCCCUAACCAGAGGUGCAGAGUGAGAUCGAAAGUAAGUUGAGUGCCCCCUAGAUUACCGAGGAUGAGGACCUGAGAAAUAGGUUGUCUACAGUAUAUCAAUGUUUCUGACAAACCCUUGUGUUCUUAGAGAAGAUUUUCUGUAGAAAACCUUUGUUAUUGAGUUUGAAGUUAUAGUGAGUAUUUUCCUUAAAAGAGGAGACACAUAGUUUUGUUAUAAACUUUCUGAGUAUUGAUUGUGUUCAGAGUAAACAAGUUAUAUCAUACAUUUAAACUUGUACAACAGUUGAGAGAAAAUAAAAUAUACUCAAACUAAA
This is a messenger RNA of Pecten maximus, 3094 nucleotides long. RefSeq lists its product as uncharacterized. Gene Ontology annotation, molecular function: protein binding. NCBI's taxonomy places the organism in Eukaryota, Metazoa, Mollusca, Bivalvia, Pectinida, Pectinidae. The record is from RefSeq and is a predicted model, not a curated record. The transcript has 13 exons. Bases 88 to 1917 code for a protein of 609 amino acids.